Loa loa (African eye worm) is the source of this 3149-nucleotide messenger RNA. RefSeq lists its product as hypothetical. Bases 42 to 3149 code for a protein of 1035 amino acids. The record is from RefSeq and is a predicted model, not a curated record. Gene Ontology annotation, molecular function: protein binding. The transcript has 17 exons. Lineage: Eukaryota; Metazoa; Nematoda; Chromadorea; Rhabditida; Onchocercidae.
UUUCAGGUAAAUUGAUCAUAAACCGCCGUGGGUAAGCGAGGAUGGAAUCGAGUUCGGCAAACAGUGAUACAUGUAAAAUGAUGGAUACACUUGUAGCCGGAUAUCUUGGCAGACAAAAAUAUUGGGAAUCACUGAAAUGUUUAAUGAAUGAAUCGUCAAUUCUACGUGCUGCACAAUGUGGCGGGAUGUCGAUUGUUUUGGGUGACACCGUGCACGGGAAGCAUCUGGAAGAAAUCAUCAUUUUAUUCAGUGAAUAUGGUAAUUUUGGUCUAAAUCCAGGCUUGCUUGACUUUGGAGUCAGGCUACGCUCACUUGCAAACGAAUUUACAUCGUUGACAAAUGCCGGUGCUCAUUGGUCUGAUGCACAAAGAUUGCUUUAUGGCAAGCAUUCAGCACCAUCGCGAAAUUGUUCGCAGCAAAAUUUAUCAGUAACAACCGGCGAGUUGAAUAUUUGUGAAACAAAUCAGCGUAUGUUACCUGCUGCUAAUGCCGAUUCAACUACCAGUAUUUCCAGUCAACAUAGUAAUGGAUCCGCUACGAGAAGGAAGUGCACUCAGCCAGUAAGUAUAAACACCAGACGGCGGGAAUUCAUGAAAGAAGUAGUUGAGCCAGUUGUGCAUACAGCCCAGCAAAUUAUUGACAAUGGAAAUGGCAAUACCACCGAUCCUAAUUCAUCGCUUUCCGCGUUAUCAAUGAUUACAAUUGAUGAAAAUGCUGUUGGUACGUUGGAUCGAUGUAUGGCACACGAAAACUUCGCUGAGCUUAUCGAAAGUAUCGAAAAAGACUUCCCGGACGGAUUUUUUGAUUCAUUCCCGAAUUCGGAUAAUACGGAGAGUUUGCAUGAAGCAGUUUUUGAUGCUGUGUCAUCGCACUCCAACGAAGCUCAACAGGGACAUGAAGCGAGAGAUGAUGAUAGCCAAAAUUUGUAUAACAUUCCACAUUCGGUGGCAAUUGAAGAAUCAAAACCAUUGUGCUCUUCCACACCGACUAAACCCAAAACUCAGGAAAAGUCUUCCGCAGUGCCAGGAACCUCCAGUUCGAAAGCACCACCAACUUUGAAAACAGAAUCUCGUCGUCUGCAACCAAAAGCUGUGCGGAGAAAUCCGGUGGUUGCUGAAAGCGCGAUAUUCAGAGAUCGGGUCGAAGUAGAAUGUCCUUAUCUGCCGGUUGAGGGAACCGAAAAAGAAGUUGAUGGUACUGGGCAAGAUUUAUUUCUCUCUUCAAGAAAUUUCACGAAAUCCUAUGAUGAUUCUUUUGGCAAAUCGAAAGUGGACAAGUUGGAAAUAUCUGCAGGUUGGAGGAAGCUUGCAGAAUUGUGUGAUGAGUCAAAUAGAAAAGCUGCAGAAAGUGAGGGACGGAAGGCCGCACAGAAAAGCAACAGUUUUGAAACAUGCCAACUAACUAAUCAAAAGCUAAAAGAUAAAGAAGCUAAAAAUUCGCCAUCAUCUUCUGCUGAUUUAGAAAUGAGGAAGAAAGUUCGAAAUGAAUUCUGUACUCCUUUGUCUGUUAAUAGUAAUGCUGAUGUUUCUGGUCAUCAGAUGGGAAAAUGUGUGGAAGAUAAAGAAACUUCACAGAAUACAAAGUUCAUUUCAAAAUCACUCAUCGAACGAGAAAUCGAGCUAUUAUUCGAGAGUUCAGAUGAUCAAGAUUGUGGAAAUUUGCGUACACAAAAGGUUGAUGGAAUGAAAAAUUCGGAUUCUGCUCGUGUUGCACCAACAAAGGAAAAUAAAAAGGGAUCAGAGGAUAGGGAUGAGGUUCCAGGGGAUGAAGGUUUAACUGCUGGUUGCUGUGAACGUCAGAUUUCAGCAAAGUUUGUUGCAGAUAAGAAAAAGGAAAUACCAGAAACCGAAGUCAUUAGUACAAAAAGAAGAAAAGUUAAAAAGCUCGAGGAAGAUCGAGAAGAGGCACGAUUAAGUGCAGAAAGGAGAAAGAAAGAAAAGGAGUUUUUGAUGAAAAAGGAAAGAGAAGAAAUCGAAAGACAGAAGCGUGAAGUAGAAGAAAGGGAACUAAAAAGAGCUGCUGAAAGAGAACGGAAAAGGAGGGAGGAGGAGGAACGUGAAGCACGUGAAAAAGAACUACGUGAAAAACGACGCAAAGAACAAGAAAGGGAACUAAAAAGAGCUGCUGAAAGAGAACGGAAAAGGAGGGAGGAGGAGGAACGUGAAGCACGUGAAAAAGAACUACGUGAAAAACGACGCAAAGAACGUGAGGAUCAUAAACUGUUUGGAGAUGGUGAUAGUUUGAGACCUGUUUCAAAGAUUUCAGAUAGAGACGAGUCAAAAAGAAAGUGUGAAGAAAGUCGUGCGAGGCCAUCAUCCACUCAGAGGACUACUGGGAAAAUAAAGCUCACAAAGGAGGAUUGUCGUACAAAGAAGGAAAAGUCAGAGCGUAACACUGAUAUUAAGGCAACAAAAAACAUAAAGGAAACUGGAUCAAGUCGACCGGAUGCCCUGGACGAUCUUUUUAAUUGCCUUGCUGUAAAACCAGGUACGUCUCGAAAGGACGAAAUAGAUGUAAUGGAAUACAAAAAGGUAGUUUCAGGGGUCAACAAAGGAAGGGGAAAUUUGCUAGUUGGAGGUGGACAUUCAGCCAGAGUUGGUAUGGUACUGGAAAAGGCAACUCGUAUACGGACAAAGUAUGAACAUGAGGAAAAACUGAAACAGGAAUAUCGCAAAGUUGAGGGUAUGCGGCGUGCAACUGCGUCAUCUUUGGAGCACACUACUCGUAAAAGGAUUUUGGAUUUGCCGAUUCCGAAAACACCAGAUCUCUUGUCGCAGCUAUUAAAACCUGACAUUUCAGCGCAGAAUGAUUCGUUACGGCGGAGUGUUUCAGUAAAAAAUAUCAGUAACUGUUCGGAAGCAAAUACAUUGACAGUUGUUUCAAAUUCUAUUUCGAAAAUUCCAAUGUCUUCAAAAUCCACAACAGUUGCUUGCUCCUCUUUUUCCGGCUCCAAUGAAUCGAAAUCGAUACAUCACAAUGAGUCAUCCGGCAUCGAUUCCCCAAGUAGCCAAGUUAAAAAGCCUCGUCUGGAUAUGGCAGCUAUCGAUGCCGUGUUACAAAGUUUACAUGGUUUGGAUAAAGCUUCUUCCUCUUCUUCUCCAUCACUUUCUACAGCUUCUGCUUCUGGAUCAGAAUCGACAUUGAUAUAA